Molecule: messenger RNA, 1434 nt
Organism: Colletotrichum spaethianum
Lineage: Eukaryota; Fungi; Ascomycota; Sordariomycetes; Glomerellales; Glomerellaceae
Product: cytochrome b-c1 complex subunit 2, mitochondrial
Exons: 4
Coding region: 1-1434 (477 amino acids)
Cellular component (GO): mitochondrion
Molecular function (GO): metal ion binding
Source: RefSeq, a predicted model, not a curated record
AUGAUUUCUAGACCGUCUCUCGCGAGACCUGCGCAGCAGGCUCUCCGCCACUCGAGCUGUGCUCGCACAAUCUCGGGUCGCCGGUUCGCCAGCGCUGCUGCUGGCUCCGGUGCCUUCGAGACCUCCGACGUUGGUGGUGUCAAGGUUGCUGCGAGAGACUCGCAGGGCCCUACGACCAAGUUGGCCAUCGUGGCCAAGGCCGGUACCAGAUACCAGCCUCUUCCCGGACUGGCCGCCGGUCUUGAGUCCUUUGCUUUCAAGGUACGAUGCGAAGCCGAGAUCCAACCCUUGGAAUCAGCUGUAACGAAGCAAUGCGCUGACACGAAUACUGCAAAGCGCUCUGGCCUGCGCAUCGUCCGCGAAUCCGAACUCCUCGGCAGCCAAUUGACCGCAUACCACACCCGUGAAGCCCUCGUCCUCGAGGCCAGCUUCUUCCGCGAUGACCUUCCCUACUUCACGGAACUUCUCGCAGAGGUUGUCUCGCAGACCAAGUACACUACGCACGAGUUCCACGAGGAGGUUCAGCCCGUCCUCCGCUUGAAGCAGUCCGCCACCAGCGCUGCCGCUCUCGCUCUCGACUCUGCCCACUCGGUUGCUUUUCACUCCGGCCUCGGCUCCCCCGCCAACCUGACGCCCUCGAUUCCCAUUCAGCCCUACCUGAGCGAGUACGCCGUUUCCGAGUUCGCCCAGUCCGCCUACGCCAAGUCCAACAUCGCCCUGGUUGCCGACGGUGCGUCCGCCGCGAACGUGAGCAAGUGGGCUGAGCAGUUCUUCAAGGCUGUUCCCUCUGCCUCCUCCGGAAAGCUGGCCCUUAACACCGCCGCUACCAAGUACUACGGUGGUGAGCAGCGCACCUACAGCCCCUCUGGCAACUCUUUGGUCAUUGCCUUCCCCGGCGCCACCAAUGGCCAGGCUUCUCCCGAGCUUGCCGUGCUCGCGGCCCUUCUUGGUGGCAAGUCGAGCAUCAAGUGGUCUCCUGGCUUCAGCCUGAUCAACAAGGCUGUCGGCUCUGCUCCUGGCCUGUCCACUUCCACCGUCAACCUCAACUACUCUGACGCCAGCCUCCUUGCUGUCCAGCUUUCGGGAUCGGCCUCCGCCGUCCGCACCGCCGCUCAGGAGGCCGUCAAGGCUCUUAAGAGCAUCUCUGAGGGUACUGUCAGCAAGGAGGACCUGACCAAGGCUAUUGCCAAGGCCAAGUUCGACGCUCUCGAGGCCACCGAGAAGCGCAGCGGAAGCAUUCUUCUCGCUGGAUCCGGACUUGUCCACAACGGCAAGGCCAUCGACGCCGCCGAGAUUGCCAACUCUAUUGGAUCCGUCACGGCUGAGAAGCUCAAGGCGGCGACGAAGACGCUCCUCGAGGGUAAGGCCAGUGUCGCGGCUGUCGGAGAUCUGUACGCUCUGCCGUACGCUGAGGAGCUUGGCCUUCGGGUUUAA